AGGCUACCGGUGGUUUGCACAGCUGUCUCAGAUUGUUGGCUGCUAUGAAAGGACAGUGAUUGAAGAGAAAUGAAUGCAAGGAGAAGAGGUGGGAAGCCCAACAGAGGAGGGGGGAGAUUUAACAAGUCAAGAGGAGGUGGAGGUGGAGGCAGAGGCGGUGGAGGCGGUGGAGGCGGAGGCGGGAGUGGAGGUGGAAGUAGGAAAGGGGGAGCUGGUCUAUGGGAUGAUGGGGAUGAUUUCAGCCUUGAUUUUGGACCCUCUCGUUCCAGCAGACCUGGCAAAGGACGAGGCGGUGGCAGCCGUGCUGGUGGCAGGGAUGGAGGUAGAGGGAGAGGAGGGAGGGGAGGGAGAGGAGGUAGGGGAGAUAGGGAUCGAGAUGGCCAUCGAGAUAGCCAUGGCCGAAGUGAUUGGAAAAGCAGCAGUAAGGCUCUCCCAAGUUCUCUGGCGAGGAUCAGAACGUGCCCAAAGUCAGGGGAGGGAAUCAAGUCGGAGGUGAGCACCAUGCCCUUGCAGAGGAUCUUCAUGACUAAUGAGAACCAAGAACAACUGAAAGAGCUGCUGCGGGAUCUGCAGAGUGCAGAUUUUGAUGAGCCCUAUGAUGAAUCAGGUUCAGAUUAUUCGGGGGGAGAAGAGGAUGAGGAGGAAUAUGAUGAGUUGGAUCACCGUGAUGAAGGCCAGUUUUGGGCCACUAAUGAUGAGCCUGUGGAGAGAGCAGACAGCCCAUCAUAUGAGCCAGAGUCUGACGAUGAACGGCCAACCCCUGAGCCUGUCAUCUCCUUAUUUGCCAUAGGGAAACUCUGCAGGUUUGGGUUUGACAGGGAGCGCAGUAAGCUGGCACUGGAGUCUGGUGGCGGGGAAUUCGGGGCCACUUUGGAACAACUCCUCCACCAGGUUUUUAGUGAGCGCUACGGCCAGAAAGCAGUUUCCCCUGACGGCCUCGAGGGGGUGCCUAUGGAUGAGUGUUUGAGCCAGAGGCAGGAGGAAGCUCUGGCUCUAGCUGCCAUUUAUGGUGAGCGCUUCAGUGAACGCAUUGCUAAUGCAGUCUGGACUGUAACCCUGGAUCUCUCAUUCCUCUCAGACAAGAAUAGCAAGAAAGGUGGGGCAGUUGGCAGUCGAGGUGGAGGAGGAUCUGUUAAUAUCCGUGAUGUCUGCAGAUUCUACCUGAAAGGGCAAGGCUGCCGCUUUGGGGACAAGUGCAAGUUUAAACACCAACUUCCCACCAAAGGGAGGUCUGGGGCUGAUUCCCCAGACCUGAAGGGUCCAAGCCAGCCUGGAUUCAGCAGCUAUUCUCCUCCUGAGUAUGAACUAGAGGUCCGUUUCCCCAAAGGAAAUCGUUACCCAUUUCAGGCACCAAUAGUUGCCUUCAGCACCAACGACGAGUAUGUUGGAGCUGCAGUGAGGCUCACCUUGACUGAGCAAUUAUUUGGAGAGGCGCUUGUUGCAGCAAAGAGCAGCGAACCUGUUGUUUACACUCUGAUCACUUUGUGUGAGGAUGAAGCUACCAUGAAGGAACUGCUGGCUGUCAGUCAUCACAAAUACAGCACACCGCCAGCUGUUGUGGUGGCAACUCCACCCUCACUCGCCAUAGCAAAGAGUAAGAGUUUGAGGAGCAAUGCCGCAGAGGAAAGCAGGACUAGUAGUAAUAAUCACUCUAACAGCAGAAGGACUGCUCCACCCAACAACCAGAGACCCAUGGAUUUGAAAGAGACGGGAGAGGCAGAGGAGCUGGAUGAGAGGGAGGAAGAUGAUGAAGAUGAGGUUGUCCCAGUUGAGAGCGAGAGUUACGUUAAUCUGAGGAAGAAGAUGGUAAAUAAGCACAACCUGAAGAUAGACAACCUACUGCAAGAAAAUGGAAAGCUGUGCCGAGAGUUCCAGAGGAAAAAGUCAUCCAGGCGCUUCAGGUCCAUGCUGGAUCAGAGGAAGAACCUGCCGGCUUGGCAAGAAAAAGAGAACAUCUUAGACCUGUUAGACCAGUGUCAGGUGCUUGUGGUCAGCGGGAUGACAGGGUGUGGUAAGACCACCCAGAUCCCUCAGUUCAUUCUGGACGCCUCAUUAGGUGGUCCAGCGCAGCAGGUGGCCAACAUUAUCUGUACCCAACCACGCCGCAUUUCUGCCAUUUCUGUGGCUCAGAGAGUGGCACAGGAACGUGCAGAGUGUCUGGGUAACUCAGUUGGAUAUCAGAUCCGCCUGGAGUGUGUCAGGACGUCUGCCACCAGACUGCUGUACUGCACUACAGGUGUGUUACUGAGAAGACUUGAGAGUGAGGCAGACCUCAAAGGAGUCACACACGUGAUUGUGGAUGAGGUACACGAGCGCACAGAGGAGAGUGACUUCCUGCUGCUGGUGCUCAAAGACCUGAUUCUGCAGAGACCAGACCUGAAGAUUAUUCUCAUGAGUGCCACACUUAAUGCCAACCUCUUUUCUGAAUAUUUCUACAACUGUCCCUCUGUCCACAUACCAGGGCGUACUUUUCCUGUUGACCAGUUCUUUCUUGAAGAUGCCAUUGCUAAAACCGGCUAUGUCAUUGAGGAUGGCAGCCCUUACAUGCGCUCAGGGAAACAGAAUUCGUCUUCCACAGGUGGACGAACAAGCAAAGGAGAACCAAGGGACAUGGUUGACGACUUGGGUGAUGACAUGUGGAACUUCAUGUCUUUCUGUAAGAAGGACUUUGUCAAAGACUCAAUCCCAGACCAGCAGCUCAGCCUGCAGGAUCUAACGGUCAGAUACAAAGAUACUAAGAAGUCUGUGCUGAAGGCCAUAGCUGCAAUGGACCUGGACAAGAUCAACAUGGACUUGGUGGAGAGCAUUUUGGAGUGGAUUGUAGAUGGAAAACACAACUACCCUCCAGGUGCAGUGCUUGUGUUUUUGCCAGGCCUGGCUGAGAUCAAGAUGCUCUAUGAACAGCUCCAGUCCAACAGAAUGUUCAACAACAGAGGCGCAACCAGGUGUGUGGUGUACCCACUUCAUUCAACCUUGUCCAAUGAGGAGCAACAGGCAGUUUUCAGUCGGCCCCCAGAGGGUGUCACGAAGAUUAUCAUCUCCACCAACAUCGCAGAGACCUCUGUAACCAUUGAUGACGUGGUAUAUGUCAUUGACUCUGGCAAGAUGAAAGAGAAAAGAUAUGAUGCAUCUAAAAGCAUGGAGAGCCUGGAGGACUCAUGGGUUUCUCGGGCCAAUGCACUGCAGAGGAAGGGUCGAGCAGGUCGUGUGGCCUCGGGUGUCUGCUUCCACCUCUUCACCAGCCACUGCUUCCAACACCAGCUGGCUGAGCAACAGCUGCCUGAGAUCCAGAGAGUUCCCCUGGAGCAGCUCUGCCUCCGAAUCAAGGUACUGGACGUGUUUGCCGAGCAGACUUUGGAGUCUGUCUACUCUCGGCUCAUUGAACCUCCGGCUAUGGGAAGCUUGGACGCAGCCAAGCAGCGCCUGCAGGACCUGGGAGCUCUGACUGCAGAUGAGAGGUUGACCCCGCUGGGAUACCACCUGGCUUGCCUGCCCGUUGACGUGCGCAUUGGGAAACUCAUGCUGUUUGGUGCCAUCUUUCGCUGCCUCGACCCAGCACUCACCAUCGCUGCCAGUCUGGCCUUCAAAUCACCAUUUGUGUCUCCAUGGGAUAAGCGAGAUGAAGCCAAUGAGAAGAAACUGGCCUUUGCCGUGGCCAAUAGCGACCAUCUCGCUUUGUUACAGGCAUACAAGGGAUGGUGCUGCGCUGCAAAGACGAGUAACCGGGCCGGCUUCCUUUACUGCAGGGAGAACUUUCUGUCUUGGCGAGGUUUACAGGAGAUCGCCAGUCUGAAGAGGCAGUUUGCUGAGCUGCUGUCUGACAUUGGCUUCAUCAAGGAGGGACUGAGGGCCAGGAUUAUAGAGCGCAUGUGCUCUAAUGGCACUGAUGGAGUUCUAGAGGCUACUGGCCCUGAGGCUAACCUGAACUCAGAAAACAUUCGGCUGAUGUCCGCCAUGCUAUGUGCUGCCCUCUAUCCCAACGUGGUGCAGGUACGAGCUCCUCAGGGGAAUUACAAGAUGACCAGCAAAGGAGCAAUGAAGAUGCAACCUAAAGCCAACGAGCUUCGCUUCAUGACCAAGAACGACGGCUGUGUUCACGUGCACCCCUCAUCUGUCAACUACAAUGUUCGUCACUACAACAGCCCCUACCUGGUUUACCACGAGAAGGUGAAAACGAGCCGUGUCUUCAUCAGGGACUGCAGCAUGGUGUCUGUUUACCCGCUAGUGCUGUUUGGAGGUGGUCAGGUCAAUGUGGAGCUGCACAAGGGAGAGUUUGUCAUCUCCCUGGAUGAUGGAUGGAUCCGAUUUGCUGCCGCCUCUCAUCAGGUGGCUGAGCUGGUGAAGGAGCUGCGCUGGGAGCUAGACCAGCUGCUAGAGGACAAAAUUAGGAACCCGAGCAUGGACCUGUGCAGCUGCCCCCGCGGAUCCCGCAUCAUCCACAUGAUCGUCCACCUCAUCUCUACACAGUAGCUCUGCUCCCUAACAAACCUUUUUUGUCCCUUUUUAUCACCUUCAAGGGCUUAAAUGCAUGGAGCUCUGCAGUAUAAAUGUCUUUGUACUCCUGCAGCACUGCUACAUACUUAAUUUUAAUAUCUUAAAUCAUUACUUAAGAAAAACAGGCUGAACAACCCUGAAACUGGUUAAAAUUUCUAUUGUAUUUUUUAGAGACAGAUCAGCUGGGCAGAUAUUGUACUUGAAUUGAGGUCCUCUGGUGGAGGGACAGUCACCACACCACCCUGCUGCCACCUGGCACUUUACCACAAGUAUCAGUUUACACAAAGCUAUUAUUGUGUUGCUGCACCAGAGGCUUUUUAAAGCAAAUUAUACCUUGAAAAUAAAAAAAAUGGCUCUAUGCAGGUUAAUCCACAAACCUCCAGCAUUGUUACUACUGGAAUUAAGCGCUUGUCUUAUUUUGAUACCUAGGAAUCACAACUGUAGAAAAGCUUUUUUCUUUGAUGCCAUACUACUACUGUAUGUGCAGUAAAUUGGCACAUUGAUUGUGAAUUUGAUGUCAGAUACAAUUUGUAUACAUUGCAUUUUUAUUUUAGGUUGUGUGUACAGUAUCUUGCUCACAACUGAGAAUUUUCUUGGGUCCAUAUUGGAUGUCUUUACUCACAGUACCUGCUUACUUGUUAUGGUUGUGGAUAUUUAUUUGUAAUGCAUGGUUGACAGUUCCAAGAGCUUGUGCAUGGUAUUUAGUUCUUUUACAUUAACUGAAUGUAUUUAAAUGUUACAGUGAUGUCAAAACCACACUUUCACAAUGUGAAUUCAAGGGCUUUUUAAAUCAGGAGAAGGUGGUGGAUGUGGAGUCACCAAAGAACCUGAAAGCUUAUUGUCUUAACAAGUGAGGAACUGCACACUGCACUAAAAAUAAAAAAGAAAUUAUA
Molecule: messenger RNA, 5387 nt
Organism: Seriola aureovittata
Lineage: Eukaryota; Metazoa; Chordata; Actinopteri; Carangiformes; Carangidae
Gene: dhx57
Product: DEAH (Asp-Glu-Ala-Asp/His) box polypeptide 57
Exons: 25
Coding region: 70-4470 (1466 amino acids)
Cellular component (GO): intracellular anatomical structure
Molecular function (GO): RNA binding; ATP binding; protein binding
Source: RefSeq, a predicted model, not a curated record